This is a messenger RNA of Chelmon rostratus (copperband butterflyfish), 2781 nucleotides long. It is a transcript of the gene pla1a, whose product is annotated as phospholipase A1 member A. The transcript has 11 exons. Bases 56 to 1435 code for a protein of 459 amino acids. The record is from RefSeq and is a predicted model, not a curated record. Gene Ontology annotation, molecular function: lipase activity; carboxylic ester hydrolase activity. Gene Ontology annotation, biological process: lipid metabolic process. Lineage: Eukaryota; Metazoa; Chordata; Actinopteri; Chaetodontiformes; Chaetodontidae.
CAACUAAAGCUCCUCGACAGCUACUCUGCCCAUUCACCUCUGUGUUACUACAGAAAUGCCUUGGGAACACAGAACGGUCCUGCUCUGUGCUUUGACAGUCUGCAUCACAUCUCUGGUGGUGGGUGUGGAGGAAAGGCGGACAGAUGAUGAGUGUGCUGAUGUAAACAACACCACCUGGCUGGAGUACCGGCAGCAGAGAGACAAGCUGCAGGUGCAGUACCUGCUGCUGACCAGGAGAAACGAGGACUGUGCUCACAUGUUCACCCAGGAGUCUCUCACUGCAACACAGCGUCCCUCGUACUUCGACAUGUCCCGCCCGACCAAGGUCAUCAUCCACGGGUACAGGGCAAUGGGCAGUAAGCCGUCCUGGGUGAUGGAGCUGGCCCGAGCCCUGCUCAGGGUGCAGGAUGUGAACGUGCUGGUGGUGGACUGGGUCUACGGUGCCUCCUUCGCCUACAACCUGGUGGUGGAGAAUUACAAGGAGGUGGCUGUGCAGAUCUCUGUCCUCAUCAACCAGCUGCAGACACAUGGAUGCAAACUGGACUCCUUCCACUUCAUCGGGGUCAGUCUCGGGGCACAUGUCGCCGGUUUUGUUGGGACUCUUUUCGAGGGGAAGAUAGGAAGAAUCACGGGCCUUGACCCUGCUGGACCCAUGUUUAAAGGAGCUGAUACCUUUGACCGGCUGGACCCCUCUGACGCUCAGUUUGUCGAUGCCAUCCACACAGACUCCGACUAUUUUGGCAUUUCCAUCCCUGUGGGUCAUGUGGACUUCUUCCUGAACGGAGGGAAGGAUCAGACCGGGUGUGCCCGCUCCAGGUUUGCCUCAAUGUAUGGCUAUGUGAUAUGUGACCACAUGAGGGCGCUGCAUGUAUACAUGAGCGCGCUGAACGGCUCGUGCCCGCUGGUGGGGAUCCCGUGCUUCAGCUAUGAGAACUUCCUGAAGGGACGCUGUGUGGACUGUGACGUCUUCAAGGGGGUAUGUCCAACCAUAGGUUUAUCAGAAAACAGUGGCAUAGCCGUAUCUCCAAUCCCCAAAGAGCAGAAGCUAUUCCUCCUCACGUCUUCUUCGCCACCUUUCUGCACUCACCACAUCCUGCUGGAGCUGGAGGUUUCCCCUCUGGAUAAGAGUGCUGAGGUGGAGGUGACACUGAGGACUGAGAACGUGGGGAAAGAGAAGAGGCUCAGGCUUCAGACAGAUAUGACAGUGUACAGGACGGUGCUGGCUCACCCUGUGGCUCUGUGUGAGAUCCACUCCAUCGAGCUGAAGAACACCGGAUCUCGGUUCUACCGACAGGGAGACGUCCACGUCAAGUCCGUCUGCGUCUCCGAGUUCCCCUCUCUCAGGCGAGAGAAGCCGCUGUGUGUGAACAACAUCAACAUCAGACGAGGAGCUCCGUGGUCACAUGACUUUGUGCAGGUGUGUGGCAUCUUCUGAACAAAGAGAUCUACUCAAAGGACAGCGGAAAAAGCCACCUGGAGGUCGCCCACGGCUACCGGCACAACGUCACUUUCACACUUUCACACUUUCACCACCUUGUUUCAUGUUAAGAAAAAUGAUCAGAGACUUAAAUCUUCAUGCGUGGAGCCAAAGAACCACAUUUUAUUCUGGAGAGGACACUAAUAUUCUACGCAUUAUCCGGCCAUUCUUUAUUAUUUAGCUCAGUUAUUUGGCUAAUCCGCUGAUCUUCCAGCAUCACGACUGUGGUAAAAAGAACAGAUCUAGAGCAUCUUUAGCAUUUUUUCGUCGUGUGUUUGCCUCCUCGCUCCGCCUGCCUCUGAGAACUGCUCACAGAGCCAAAGCUCUGCUGUAGUCUGCUUUAAGGAUGCUUCACGUUCUCAUGUGUUUUCUGACAUGUUCUUUUAGUGCUGCUGAAUGCAGCCUGCCUUUAAAGGACAAGCAAUAAACUGAACUAGGCUUUGAUGUUUGAAGGUUGAAUAAUUAUUAAUUACUAAUUUGUGUGUUUGAUACAUAAAUGGAAACAGUGAAUACAAUCUUAGACUCAAAACUGCUGCUCAUCCAAAACAAAUUGAAAAAAGAAAAAAUGCAUUGAAAAAAGAAUCUUUUGUAUAUAACUCCAUACUGAAUGAUUAGUUCAAGAGGAGAUUUCCUCGCCUGCUAAUGUAUAAAUAAUUUGAGGACAAACAGGGUGCUAUAAGCUCAGUGUUGGUGGUCUUGUGACAGAUACGACAGGAAGUAGACAGUCAAAGAAAACAAACUACAUUUUCACUGCAAACAAAGAGCUUUAUGGAGAAAUGUUGGCCCCAUGAGAAUACUUCUUAAAAACACUUUUUCAUUUUAGUCCCAUUUCUCUAUUCUGGAAGUCAAUAACAGACAUUGCAAUUCACAGUAUACAUGUGUGUAUUAAAUACUGAAUUAGUUACAAAAAAUUAAAAAACAUGGUCUACAGGCAUCCAAUAUAUCACCAAAGAAGAAGUAAGAGGUUGUCCUCCAGAUGAGUUCGGUGUCAUGCUGUGAAAAUCAGUACAAGUUCACCUCUUAGACGGCAUACAUUUCUUACACUGAAGCAAGUCGUGGUGCAUUCAGAUCAAUAAUAACAGUAAUAAACAUGCCCAACAAAAAAAAGAGAGUGAAAUGGAGAAAAUCUACACUGCCAAGUUGCAGGUUUUGUACCUAAAUUGUUCAUCUGGUCUGGAAAGUUCUCAAGAAAAUGCAAAAAACUAAAUAUUUGAAAGGAUUAUGAAUAAAUAUGAUUUGAAGAAGGUGUUGUAGCUCUUAUUGAUUUAUAUGAUGUGAUGCUUUUUAAUUGAUCGCUGUUCAAA